This is a messenger RNA of Phyllopteryx taeniolatus (common seadragon), 5754 nucleotides long. It is a transcript of the gene tmem229a, whose product is annotated as transmembrane protein 229A. The coding region runs from base 3300 to 4151 and encodes 283 amino acids. NCBI's taxonomy places the organism in Eukaryota, Metazoa, Chordata, Actinopteri, Syngnathiformes, Syngnathidae. The record is from RefSeq and is a predicted model, not a curated record. The transcript has 2 exons.
UGGGGGCUCUAAGACAUAUUGACAUGACAGAUAUAAACACAGUGUCUCAUUUCCAUUCCGGUGUGGAUGUUUAUUAAAAGACACACUUUGGGCUAAGAAUAGACUUUGUAGAGCAUGAUUGAUCUUCAAUAGGAAUGAGCAUUUUGUGUCUUGAGGAGUUGCUAAUAAUAUUUGAGGCUAAUAAAUUUCAAUCUAUCCAUUUUCUAUACUGAAGGGAGUUGGAGCUGUAAGUAUUGCCUGAUCGAUGUUGUUGUCUUCUAAAAUACAAAAUCAAAAGUCAUCUGAAGGUCAUACUGUUUUCCCCACGGCGCCACACUUGAUAGUCAACUUCCUACGCACUGCCUCGUCUGUCUGAGUCUGAGUUGAAGAGGAGGAGGAGAAAGAGCGCAACAACAACAACUAUCAGCAAGUGUCCAUAUGACUAAAUGUCGGCGUCGGGCUCGGCCAAUUGGAUCACGCAUAGAGUCUCCGUAACCCAUGGCUACAAUCUCCCACAAACCCCUCUGGGCACCACGGAGGAUGGUGAACAGGAUUUGAAAAGAACGCACAAAAACCCUCGCAGUAUACAGUUUCAACGUGAGAAUAAAAGCAGAAACACACUAGCCCCACCUUAGCGGACACCUUUCAGCCAAAUUGGAUCAUACACUGACUGAGCUAUCAUCCCUCGCUGGAACCUGGAGGUGGUUGGGACUGUCUGGCGGCAGGUACGUAGAGCCAGACAGCGGAGUGUGUCGCUGAUUGAACAAAGAGGGGGCGUACGCGGGCGGUGAAUAUGACAGCUACCAGCAAAGGUCAACAAGGGGGAACAAAAGACUUGUAAAUGUCAGUUGCUAUAAAGUUGCCAUGGACAACCAGGCCCAGGCUCAUAAAAAUUGUGACAAAUAAUCCUAAUUAGAUUUUCCUCAAUAAGGGGCUCUGGGCGCCUUGUUGCCAUGAUGAUCACUUUUUAUUGAUUUUAAGACACACAGCGGGAAGCACGCCACGUGUAAAAAAUUACAUAACUAAGAUUCCAUCAAGGGAAGUGCAUAAAGGUUUUCGAAGUAAAGAGAUGUUCUUGCUCAAGCCUAUUGGAGAUAACUGGAGUGCAGUUGAAGACGAGGAGAGGUGAAAAUGAAGGUCAGGUCGAGGUUGAACCGACGUACAAGCGAGGACGAGGCGGUGAUUGGGGUUAGUUCAGAUGACGACCUUAAAAGGAAGGUCAGUGGGGUCUCUCGCAAGAAAAGCAGAUAUUUCGCACAUAUAGACAAACAAGCAUUCACACUCGCAUUCACAACUAUAGACAACUUAGAUUCUUUGAUGAACAUAACAUGCAUGAUUUGGUAACGGGGAGGACAUGCUAACCACUAUUUUUGGCCAUUAUUGGGAUUUCAAGUCCUUUUUGUUUAUGCAGUGCAGACUAUCAGGCCCCGUUUAAUGUAGUUAAGCAGACUAAACAAAAAUAAGCCGUAAAAAGGUAACAACUGAAGAAUAAAAUGCCAUUUCUGGCCCAAGUUUACGCUCUUAGGUACUGCCACGAACAAAAACAAUGCACACGUAAAAUAUGACCUCUCCAUGCAGGGCGGAUGUGUUGGACAAGAUAACCUAACAAAAGCACUAUCAAGGCUGUAUUUAAUGAAUAAAAACAAGCCACCAGAGUAGGGGAGGUUCAUUAAAUCCAAAGGGAGGAGAGAAGCUGCAUAAGAUUGCUACAAGGGACAUUCAGACAAGUUGAUUACAAUAUCACCUUAAGGAGGAGAAAGGCGGGGAGAGGAGAAACGGGUGUUUUGCCUCUUUGUGACGGGACGUGCCCUCCGCGGUCAGGGGGGUUGCUUUGAAUCCCUAAUGAGGAAACUGUUGAACGCCUCCCGGGCAUAAUGCAAAGCUCCUUUUGGGAGGAAUGUCUUUAUCCUCGCUUCAUCUUUCCCGCCCUGGAGGAAGCACAAAUCUUAUCCGAGCAACAGGCGCCUUGGAAAUAUCUCCAACGCAAAAAAAAAAACAUGACAACAUAUAGUGUAAACAAAAAAUUAAAAAAAACAAAAAACAUUUAUUAUGAAUGCCUCUCAUAGGCUACACAAAUGCACAGUGCCAUCUGUCCAUUCAAUAAUGGCUCAAAUUGGAGGAAAUGGGUUCUGAAAUUACAUUUUCUGCGCUCCUCAUUCUAAGUGCGUGGCCACAGACUCACAUUAAUUUCCGGAGGGACUAAGUCAAGCGUCACCCAAAGACAGCUUCACCGCCAGGCCAUUCGCCGCCUGAAAUGAGCCUAAUGGAACGGAUUUGAUGAGAAAAUGUUAUCGUCACGCUACUGACGGCAGGCUUGUCAAGCACCUUAAUGGGAUGCAGACGUAACAGGGGCGUUUGGCUUACUGUUCUUGACAAGCAGGAAAAUAUUAUUAUGUGUUAGCUAAAGCACCAAAAAUGACUGCAAUACAGGAGGGUGGGGGUGCAUGCAGUGUUUCUGUCGGUGUUUUUACGACAUGAUGGCUGCUGAGUACUACUGGGACAAGCCUGAGCAGCACUGAUGCAUAUAUGAGCAACCAUUUUGCUCAUGUUUCUGUGAAUGAAAACAGGAUUUUAGGCUCAGAAGGGGCCCGCCCAAGCCAGGACACAACAACGUCACGUUGCUGCCAUCUACUGUGCAACCUUGGUACUACAGAAUAUUACAGUCAAACUUUGCUCUGGCCAAUAAAUAUCCAUCACAAAACAAAAAACUAAACAAAAAACACAGAGGGAGUAUAUCAAACUCUGAACUCUCCCCACAGAAAACUGUUCCGGCAUUUAAAUUGUUUUAAGAUGGGGGGAAAAGUACAGAUCCAGCAUUCUGCAUGACCAAGUAGCCGAACAGGUUAGGUUAAAAAUAAAAAAAUAAAAAAUAAAAGGAUAAUGCCAGGAUAUGCUCAAAUAAUACUUUUCGGACUGUGUCAAUCAAAGCUGAAGAAGGAUAUGUCUGUAGAGUCGUAUAGCAUGUACUUUUGAAAUGCACUUUUAACAACACAUUUCAUUCUCGAAAAAUGCUUCUUUUUUUGUAACUGCAAAUACUACUACUUCUUUGAGAUUAUAUUUUAACAUUGAAACGCCACAUUAAUUGCAAUAACUACAAUUUCAUAAUAAAGCUGUGCGGAAACCGUGAGACGCUCAAGUCUUGUUUGGUUUUGUUUUUCCCCGGUUGUACCUGAACGCACCAGUAAAGUCAUCAGACGCUCGCACCCGCUGCGGAUACUGCAGAGCGCCUUUGAAAACAAUGUUUCGGGACAGGGAAGCAGAUGUAUCUCGAUGACCAAUGAUGGUCCGUCGUUCCAGAGACACUCCUCGGAUCAGGACCGAUGAGUCCAGCGGUUCCGGGGGUUUUAUCCGACCGGGACCCGAAGUUACUGGGCUUUUCCUCGCCGUGUUUGUGCGUGGUGCAUUCACUGACCCACUUAGCGCUGGAGAAGGUCUACUCGAAGAAGAGGUGCUUUCCAGGGAGGCCUGUGGUUUUCCAUCUGCUCCUCUAUCCAUCUGUUUACAUCGGGCUGCAGGUUCUGAUAGGAAACAUCCGCAACGCACUGACCAAGCAGGUGAGGGUCAUUUCAGGGACGCACUUGGUCCUCCACUACAUCCUGGCUCUUUAUUUUAGUCAGGUGUUCCACAAGGGGCUGUCUAGGCUGCAGUACUAUCCCACCAGAGGAGCCCUUCCUCUUCAAAGCCUCCCUGGGUACUUCCGCUUCUUGUUUUUUGGGAUGCACGGCUUUUUGGACGAGGUGGCGUUCACCUCCGUGUUCAAUCUGGUGGAGAACCGGAGCCUGACGGGUUACACGUCCCUGUGGUCCUUCCUCAUGUACGGCAGCUGCAGCUUCGUGAUGGAGAAGCUCUACCUGCACCUGCACUUCCAAAGAGGCUGGAGGACCUGGCAGAGGCUCCCCAUCUACAUCUGCUUCAUCUACACCUGGGAGCUGUGCUGGGGUCUGGGUCUGAGGCACUUCGGCGCCUGCUCCUGGGACUACUCCCACUAUCCGCACAACUUCAUGGGACUCAUCACCCUCCUCUACUUGCCGGGGUGGGCCUGCCUGAGUCUUUACCAAGAUGUGCUGUCCAACAUCCUGCUCGGCAUCAGGUGCACCAAAGAGACUCAGCGAUCAAGCGUGGCUGGCAGAGAAGUCAAUGGACAGCCUCGAUCUCGGGAAAAAAUAUUUUAAAUGUACAAACUGGCGUAGUGGUGUUACAUUAACACUGACUGUGAUUCACACAGGCGAGACAUUUAUUAAGAAAUUAAAGAGGGAGAGUCGAUAAUUACAUGACCUCAAAGGCUAUUUAUACAGCGGUUUCACCCGUGCAUGUGCAAUGCGGACUUGUUUUUUUUUUUUUUUUACUUUUCAUAUGAAACUAGGAGAGAGAUGCUUAACUACAAAUGAAAUUCAGCCAAUAUCAGCAUAAGGCGCCUUUGAGACCUCCCCAUUUCAAACAAACAAAAAAACAAAAAGCAUUUCAUAUUCCUCGUAUUAAGUAGAUGCUGUGCUGUUAGAAAUGCAUAUUGGUCAAGCUCCCACAUUUUAGUUUAUUUUUUGUUUAAUUAACUGCAAGCAGACUACGUCCAUGCAAACAGAAAAAUAUGUGAGCUUGCUGACAGGGUGGACAAUGACAGGUUGGACAUUUUUGGCUAACGUUUGCAUGUAAUGAGCACAUGGUGCACCAUCACUUAGCAAUAUGAUUCAAUCAAAAACCCGACCGCGUACUGUUUAAAAAAUACGGUUUUGAUAUUUCACUAUGACAGAGUUGACACGCUCAACAUCCAACUGCACACAUACUGUGAUAUGAGAAAAAUCACAAAACAUAAGUGUAAAUAUUUACCCCGCAACUAUCCACUGUUUCAUUCUCUACUGAAGACAAAAUGCUGGUCGUAAUAUGUCACUGUAAACAUUCUAGAGCUUCUUAAACGGGUAGCUACGCGAUAAUGACAAGGUGGACAGCAAUUUCAGGGACACGUGCAAAACCUUCAAUAUGAUUAUGAAAAUAGAAUAUACGUGGUGGAAAUCACCCGUUUUAUCAAGACAAUAAAACCAUGCAAUAAAAUUUGGAUUUAGUAUCAUUUAACACCGUAUUACACACACUGUUAUCCCGAGCAGUGUUUGGGAAAUGCCUUAAUCAUGCAUAGCCGAUGAACAAAAAACGGUGUAAAGAAAAGGAAACAUAUUUUAAGAGGCUUAUCAUUGUAGUGGUAUGUGUGCAAAUGUUUGGUCACCUAUAAUAAGACCUUAAAGUGUCAUUAUUCAGCUGCAUUUUCAUGAUGACUGAGUGAUUCUGAUGAAGACACCAAAGGCACUUUGUAGUGAUACUGACCCUUCCACACUGUCUGGCUCUGCCAUGUUUCUACUCACAGAAAUAGCCUAUCUUACGGUCACGUAAAUAUGUAGUCACUGUGAAUGGAAUCCUCCAUUGAGUUGUUUUAAUCCAACAUUAUAGUCUGCUCUUGUGCUCAAAUUAUGUGUAUAUUAGUAAAGCGUACUUAAAAAAAAUAAAAACCGAUACCUCGCACUGUGAUGAUCAAAUCAAAUCUCUGUAAAUCCUGUUUAACUAGUUGUCGUUGCAGGUGCGCGGCAUGAAUUGGACCACAGAGUAACAUCUGUUCCCAUAAAGCUGGUUCCUCAUUACAAACGCAACAUCAAGUCCCGACAUGACAAACCUGUUUUGAAUGCCACGUUAGUAAGACCAGUUUGGAUGUGAUGACGUCAACUUGCACUGUGGCAUGGAUUGUCAAAAUAAGAAGAAGAAGAAUAAAAAUGCAAUAAAAUAUAACAUGUU